Messenger RNA from Cokeromyces recurvatus, 3335 nucleotides. RefSeq lists its product as uncharacterized. The coding region runs from base 57 to 3224 and encodes 1055 amino acids. NCBI's taxonomy places the organism in Eukaryota, Fungi, Mucoromycota, Mucoromycetes, Mucorales, Mucoraceae. Gene Ontology annotation, biological process: malate transport. The record is from RefSeq and is a predicted model, not a curated record. The transcript has 2 exons.
UUUUUUUUUAAUUACUAUUCCUAUUAUUCAUUUAUUCUUUUUUUUUUAAAAAAAAAAUGAAAUCAAUUUUAAACUUUUUUAAAAAUAAAAAAGAAUUAUGGAAAACAAUCAUUAAAUGUACAGUAGCUUAUGAAAUAGGCACCAUUCUUGUUCUAAUUCCUGCAGUCUAUAAACAUGCUGGAAAACCGCCAUAUCUUGUACCACUUGGUACCUUAUUUUUUAAUGCAAGCGGGACAGCCGGAAGUCAAAUAGCUGGUAUGCUUUUGAAUAUUCUGACAAUGAUCCCUUGUGCUAUCUGGAGUGGAUUUGUAGCUUAUCUAUGUUCACUUUAUAACAAUCAAGUUUAUUAUGUAGAACAGCAACAAUCAAUAGGAUUGUAUAAAUAUGGUGCGGGCGCAAUUGGUGCAAUUGGUUUUGGUAUCUGUGUCUUUAUGAUGGCUUAUUUUCGACUUCGAUACCCUCGACUUUAUAUACCAGCUUUACAAGGUUUUACAAUGCCCUUCUUUAUUAUCACAGGUGGGAUCUUUGAUAGACAUUAUCAAGCUGCUUUUGCCAUACAAACAUUAUAUCCUGUUUUAAUUGGUGGAGCCGUUGCAUUGAUAGUGAACUUGGUGCUUUGGCCAGAGACAGCUGCGAAAAAAGCAGAAAAAUCAAUUGGACAGACAAUUAAUUCAAUCAAAGAUGUUUUAUCAUUUGUACAAGAGGAUUUAUUAAAAAAUGAUGAUUCGGGUGUUAUGGCAGGCGAUAUUGCAUCAAGUACAAAAUUACAAAAUUUAAAUAAUAAACUUCAAAAAGAUAUUGCUCAAAUGAUCUCUGCUCGACAGGAUGCGAAAUAUGAAAUCAUUGUCUCUUAUUAUCCACCAGAGAGUUAUCGACCUUUAGUCAACUCAUUAAAUCAUCUCUCUGAAAACUUGCAAGGGUUUUCAUUGGCUAUCAAACGAGAAGUGAGGAUCAUGUUGGAAAAGAAGGUGAACGCUCAUUUAAAUCAUUUAAGGAAACGAUCCGUCAUCAUGAAUGAUGAUGAGUAUGAGAAACAAACGAUUUCGACAGCCAACCAUUAUUAUUAUCAUCAACUAUCUAAACCCAUCUUACCAACAACAACAACGUCAUCAUCAUCAACAACUUUACCUGCAAGUCAGGAUUUAUUUCAAGCCAGUAUCUUAUCAGGGGAUACUCUUGUCUUACAAGGUCGUGAAUACAAAAUCAUUGAUCGUUUACAAUCCACCAUUCAACCCGCUCUAAAGCGAUUCCUGGAUGCCUGUACCAUUACACUAGAACAAAUUGAAAACCAACUUGUCGAACAUAAGGCUAUCUCCAUGAACACAUCUACAAAGAAUCAUCUUAUUCAUAGCAGUAAAACAAGAAUUGAUUUGAGGGCUGCUUUAAAUGAUUUUAAGGAAACUGAGCUUUUACUUCAACAAGAGUAUGAUCAAUCCGAUAGCGUCCCUAGUGAAGACCAUUUUUUGGUCUUUACAGUUAUCUUUACGUUGAUUGAAUUUGGUAAAGAAUUAAUUCAACUUCAGACAUAUGCAGAUGAAUUAGUACUACAGACUAAUUCCAAGAGAUGGUGGAUAAAUCGAAUUUAUUUCCCAAGAGUCCCCUUACGAAGAUGGCUCAGUAAAGGCUCCUCUGAAAAUAAAGCUGCACAAUCACUUUCAGAAAAAGUCGUUUUAGAUAAUCAAGAAAGGCUUCAACUGCAAGACAUGCAACAACAUGGGAAUGGUCGUCAAAGAUCCACACCCUGUCGCUCUACUGAUAUAAUAAAUAAGAAUAAGUGUUCAGAUGCUGAUGAUGAUGAUAAUGAUGAUAAUGGAGGUAUUCCAAUAUCUCGCCAUAUAAGUCGUAUUGUAUCCAGAAUCGAAGUAAAUCCUUAUCAGUUUGAACAAAAUGAACACCAAGAAAACAAUCAUGAAGAGCAAUUUGAAAUGGAAAACAACGAAUUAGAGCCUUUACAACAUGCGCAGGGGAAACAUAUUUGGAACCGAUGGCUCUAUCAUCUUUCUAAAUGGUUUCAAUAUCCACCUACACGGUAUGCGCUUAAAUUUACGAUUACAACUGAACUUUUAGCUUUAAUGGCCUUUUUACCGAUAGAGGGUCUGAACGAUUUUUAUAAUAACAAUCAUGGUCAAUGGGCUCUUUUGUCAGCCAUGGUUGUCUUUAACUACACGGUAGGCUCUACUGCGAUCCAGUGCUUUUAUCGAGUGGUGGCCACAAUAAUUGGUGCCGUCUGUGGUUAUCUUGCUCUCCUGGCCGGUCAUCGAAAUGAAAAUCCUUACGUCGUUGCCGUCCUUGUUCUCGUCUUUCAAAUCCCAAUGUGGUAUUUCCUGUUUAAUACACCUUACCCGCGUAUUGGCUUCAUCUCUAUCUUGACCUUGGCCGUGAUCACGAACACAGGCUACACUGAUUUUUACAAGGAAUCCAUCUUUAGUCCUGUCUGGAAAAGAACCGUUACCGCCCUUUUCGCUAUUAUUGUCGUCAUGUUGGUGGAUCAACUGGUAUGGCCGGUAUGGGCAAGAAAGCGGUUAAGGAAAAGUCUUGCUGAUCUCUUGAUUGCAACAGGUAUUCAAUACUCGCGUGUUGUGUCACUGGUAUGCCAAGAGAACACAAACUCCUACCGUUAUCGAUCUACAUUUGAAGAAUGCCAAAGAGAUCAGGGGUUACUCAUGAAUCAACUACACGUGAUCCAGGAAAUGUUGGUCCUCGCUAGUACAGAGCCACGCUUAACAAAGGGACCCUUCCCUAUCAAGGAAUACAGGGAGAUCUUGGACCACGAGCGAAUUAUUCUCUAUUGGAUUCAACAUAUUCAAAAGGCACAAUCGUUUAUCACCGAGAGUGUACGACGGACGAUCAUGACGCCUAUCAACUCGUAUCGUAAGGAGAUGGCAGCUGCUGUUCACCUUUAUUUGUUUACCUUGGCAUGUUCGUUACGUACGAAAUCUUCUUUACCUGCUUCUCUACCAUCAGCUGAAAUGGCAAGACGUAUGCUUCAAACAAAACAGACAGCAGGAUGGAAGAGGAACUAUGAGGAGCUUUGUAAGUUGAGUGCCAAAUCGGUAGCUAAUCGACAAAGUGCAGAACAUCAAGUAUUUUGGCAUACGUAUGCAGCUGGGUCUGUUGAAGUUGUGGUUGAACAAGAGGCCAUGGGUGAUAUAGUUGCGAGGUUAAUGGGGCAACAUGUUUUUAAAGCAGCAACAAAGGAUUGGAAUCGAUAUGAAUCAUCUUGAUCUCCUUUCUUGCUACAAACACUCUUUGUUAAUUCCUAAACGUACAAUACGCAACAUACACAUAUAAAUAAUCAUCUAUCCUCCUUAAUAGAAUAAAAUAAUAGAUAUACA